Molecule: messenger RNA, 1579 nt
Organism: Chelonia mydas (Green sea turtle)
Lineage: Eukaryota; Metazoa; Chordata; Testudines; Cheloniidae
Gene: RGN
Product: regucalcin
Exons: 7
Coding region: 393-1292 (299 amino acids)
Biological process (GO): L-ascorbic acid biosynthetic process
Molecular function (GO): gluconolactonase activity; calcium ion binding; enzyme regulator activity
Source: RefSeq, a predicted model, not a curated record
GGGAGAGGGCGCCGCGCGCGCACUGGGGACCAUCGCGGGGGCGCGCGCCUCUCGGGGCGGGCAGCGGCGUGGGCGGAGAAGCCUCGUGGGGAGCGCGCGCGCGCCCCGGCGAGGCGCUUGCAGGGUCUGUCGCCGCUGCCGCCGCGGGUGGCGGGCGGAACUUUGGCUGGGGGCGUCGCCAGCGGGCUCUGCCCUGCACCGGCCUGGGACAAGUGCUGAGCCAGCCCGCUGCCCCCAGGGCGGGGAGUGGAAAAAUGCAGCGAGUGACCCGCGUUAACCAGUAACAGAGUCAGGGGCUAUAAGUGCUUAGUCCUCGCCGAGGCUGCAGCCAGCGCCGGAGCAAAGAAACCACCCCCUCUCCCCAGGUCUCGUGCCUUCCUCCGAAGCAGGAAAUGUCAUCCAUUAAGGUUGAGUGUGUUGUCAAUGAGAAUUGCAAAAUUGGAGAAUCUCCGGUCUGGGAAGAAAAGGAAAGCUCACUUAUAUAUGUGGAUAUAAGUGGUAAAAAGAUUUGCCGAUGGAAUUCAUUCACCAAGCAAGUGCAAAGUGUUUCUGUGGAUGCUCCUGUUAGCAGCGUGGCCCUUCGGAAAUCUGGGGAUUAUGUCGUUACCCUGGGAACCAGGUUUGCUGGUUUAAAAUGGAAAGACCAGUCAGUAACCACCAUUGUUCACGUUGACAAGGAUAAACCAAACAACAGAUUCAAUGAUGGGAAAGUGGACCCUGCAGGGAGGUUUUUUGCAGGUACCAUGGCUGAGGAGAUUCGACCUGCUGUGCUAGAGAGACACCAAGGUGCUCUGUAUACACUCUUCCCUGAUCAUUCUGUAGUGAAGCAUUUUGAUCAGGUGGACAUCUCUAAUGGCUUGGAUUGGUCACUGGAUCACAAGACUUUCUUUUACAUUGAUAGCCUGUCCUUCUCUGUGGAUGCCUUUGAUUAUGACCUGCAAACAGGAAAAAUUUCCAAUCGCAGGAGUAUGUACAAGCUAGAAAAGGAAGAAAGCAUCCCUGAUGGAAUGUGUAUUGAUACAGAAGGCAAACUGUGGGUAGCCUGUUAUGAUGGAGGGAGAGUGAUCCGUCUAGACCCUGAGACAGGAAAAAGAAUCCAGACUGUGAAGCUGCCUGUUGACAAGACAACUUCCUGCUGCUUUGGUGGAAAGGAUUAUUCAGAAAUGUAUGUGACUUCUGCAUGUCAAGGAAUGGAUGAUGAAUCGUUUUCACGGCAACCACAGGCUGGUGGUAUUUUCAAGAUAACUGGACUAGGGGUGAAAGGAAUCCCACCACAUUCAUUUGCAGGUUAAAUAUUCACUCUUCAGAACAAAGUACACGUCCAAAAGCAGGAGCAGCUUAAGCAAGAAACAUAUUAAAGAAGUACUUGAGCUGGAAUUCUGCAUCUCCUGCAUUUGAAACCACAGCUCUGUGGGUAGACUUCUGGCAGAAACGGAUAAAUGAAGCAACUUUUGAAAUGCAUCAAAUUUUUCAAAAUUCUUUGUUUUCUUGGUCUCUUGUGUAACUUUAAAUAUCUCCUGUAAUUUUCUAUAACACUAAAAUCACUCUCAUCUUAAUAAACUUUGGAAUAUAACUUGAA